AUGUCCGAUAAUAAUGAACUUCCUUCCUAUCAAGCCAGUGUAUCUGCUAAAAAUAAAAAAGAAUUAUUUGACCUUUUAAAUUUAAAUGAAUCUCAGAUAGGAGCAUUUUCUGGAACAAAAUGCUAUAAGUUGUUUUUUUGGGGAAUUCUAUUUCCAUUUCCUAUUCUUUUAAUUGGAGCAUAUAUUGGAUUAAUACAUUAUGGAUUUUUUAAAAAGAAUCAUUUUAAAGAUGAACAGCAACAAAUGUAUUUUGAAUAUGUUAAAGAGGAAGAAAUAAAAUGGGGGAAGCGGUGCUUCUAUUUAUUUGGAUUAAUAUCAUUUGUAAUAGCAUCUAUAUUAUUAGCUGGAUUUAAAAGCAAUUGGACACUUUCGGAUUAUUUAAAUUAA
This is a messenger RNA of Pneumocystis murina B123, 387 nucleotides long. RefSeq lists its product as hypothetical. Lineage: Eukaryota; Fungi; Ascomycota; Pneumocystomycetes; Pneumocystales; Pneumocystaceae. The transcript has 2 exons. Bases 1 to 387 code for a protein of 128 amino acids. The record is from RefSeq and is a predicted model, not a curated record.